Messenger RNA from Anguilla rostrata (American eel), 4715 nucleotides. RefSeq lists its product as uncharacterized. Gene Ontology annotation, molecular function: actin binding; myosin II head/neck binding. The coding region runs from base 1130 to 4570 and encodes 1146 amino acids. Gene Ontology annotation, biological process: actomyosin structure organization; regulation of focal adhesion assembly; positive regulation of stress fiber assembly. The transcript is spliced from 15 exons. The record is from RefSeq and is a predicted model, not a curated record. Gene Ontology annotation, cellular component: stress fiber. NCBI's taxonomy places the organism in Eukaryota, Metazoa, Chordata, Actinopteri, Anguilliformes, Anguillidae.
CUGUGGCAUUGAUGGCCUUGGUGUGUUUUUAAAACAUUAUUUUAUUGGCUCAUCAAAGACUUUACACACAUUUAAAACAAAUGGAAGUCUAGACCAGGAAAAUCUAGUUAAGCUUCCACUUUAAAUUCUCUCUUAAGAAUGCCAGUAAAAAUAUAGAAGCACUUGCAAAGGAUUCAUUUGGAAACUACUUGGCUUUUUAACCAUUAAAACUUUGAAAUAAUAAUACUCAACAGUUGGAAUAUGCCAAAUUGCAACCUAUGCUAGUUUAAAUUGUGUGACGCUGCCAUGGUUUUGUCUGGUGUAUGAUCUUUUAUAAAUGCUAAAUAGUUCUGCAGCACCAUUAAAAUUAAUGACCGAACAAAACGUAAAAUAUUUUUUUUUAAACCCAGUUCAUCCAGAAUUGCAAUGUUUGAAAACUUCUCGUAUUGCCCUUAUUUUAAAAAAAAUGCACAAGUAUGAUUUUAGUCUAACCAUAACAUCGAUUUGAAUGAACAAAUCCACCCAUGGCUAUACAUAUCAAACAUUUAAAAUCUACCGUAAAAGGACCAUUGCUCCAGUGUCAAAUAACGGAAUGAUUUCUCCAGUAAAAAACGCGUAUUAACGAUAACCGUGAUGUAAACUCAUCACUGGGUGCGCUUCGUUGGAAUAAAAAAAAAAUAGGAAUCGGUCUGGUCCAUAUAGCCUUUCCCCGCAAAUGGAACACACCGUUGCCCCCCUAAACAUUCUUGUCGACGCGUCUGUGCGAGGCUGUACCCCUGUUGUGUCAAACGUGGGCAUGUGACAGCGACUGGCUGGAGGUGGUGGUUGCUUGCUUUGCAUUGGCUGAUGGCGGACUCGGUUUUUGCGGUUAUAUUUAGCUAUUGGUUCACACUGCAGUUCUCUAGUCGAGAAGCCUCCCUCACAGUCCCAGCAGUGACAUACUGAGAGAAAAAACCAAACCAGUGCAGGUCUGCGUCAAGCAACACAAAGCGUUCAUGCGUUACGGCGAGACUCCGGACCUGAAGUCGAAAAUACAUCAUCCGGAGGUUUAACAAACCCUUUUGUUUGCGGAGCUCUUUCCCCCCGAGACGCAGGACAUUUCAAGUUUGAACAACACUGCGCCCAAUAGCCGACUCGCAAGGUUCUGCAAAUGGCCAGUCCCGGUUUUGAUAUUGGGCGAAAUUCACACCAACAACAUCAGCAUCAGCAGUCUGAAUCGGCUCCCGAACCAGCUUUUCAAGAGGCGCAAAAAUGGAUCGAGGGGGUGACCGGCCGGUGCUUUGGUGAAAGGGAUUUCAGGAGCAGCCUGGAGAACGGGAUUUUGCUGUGCGAGCUCCUCAGCUCUAUUAAACCAGGACUGGUGAAAAAGAUAAACCGGCUUCCCACUCCCAUCGCUGGACUGGAUAACCUAUCUCUGUUUCGGCGGGGAUGUGAGAGCCUGGGUCUGAAGGGCACUCAGCUGUUUGAUCCUGGAGACCUGCAGGACACGUCCGUGCGAGCCAACCUCAGGGGCUCAGACUGCAGCAGAAAGCUGAAGAAUGUUUUAAUCACGGUAUACUGGCUGGGGAAGGCGGCUCAGAACAGCACAGAGUACAGUGGGCCUACGCUGGACCUGAAGGUGUUCGAAGGGCUGCUGUCCCAGAUGAAAAAGGAGUCUGAGGACACUGAGAACCCGAAGAGGAACAUUGGGGACAGCGGUUACGUAGACGGUUGUGACGCGGAGCGCAGUGAUUCACUCUCGCCCCCUCGCCACGGGCGGGACGACUCCUUCGACAGCCUGGACUCGCUCGGCUCGCGCUCACGGCAGACCCCCUCCCCCGACGUGGUGAUCCGGGCCUGCAGCGAGGGCCGCGGCAGCGACUCGGAGUCCGACGCGCCUCCCCGGAAGCUUCCGGACGUGCGGAAGGACGACAUGCUCACCCGCCGCACCUCCAGCAACGAGCCGCGCUCCACCGUGCCCUUCAACCAGUACCUGCCCAAUAAGAGCAACCCCGGCGCCUACAUCCCCACCCCCCUGCGCAAGAAGAGGGCGGAGCGGGAGGAGGGGCGGGCCGGAGGGAGCACGGCCACCUCCCCUACUGGGGGAGAGAGACCGUUCAGCCACCCUGAGACCAUCCUGGAGGAGGGUUCUGUGUUGAAGGAGGGUCAGGUCCCCUUUAAGAGGCUGGUGGGGCCAAAGAUAGAGGCGGGACACGUCCGGCAGAAAACGGUCACCUGGGGCGGGGAGAGCCGGGCAGAGCCAGGCCCGUGGGAGGGGCAAGAGGAGCAGGAAGUGCGCAGGAUGCAGAAGCUGGAGAAGGCGGGAAUCCGCGUACUUCCUGCUACCGUCCGCUACAGCAGCCUGAGACACGUUGCGGGGGAGGAGCCAAGGGAGGAAGCCCCGCCCCCCGUCCCCAGCAUCGUCCUGCGCAAGGACAACGAGUUCCUGAAGCUGCAGCCGGAGCACGCCUGGGACUCCGAGGAAGAGGAGGGGGAGGAAGGGCGCCGGCUGCCGGACGUGCAGAAGGACGACCUGGCCUCCCGCCGGGCCAGGGCGAGCCGGAACGCUCCCAGGGUGCAACACUUCCUGCCCUCGGCCUGCAGCGGGCGGGACCGGGAGGAGUGGGAGGGGAUCCGGCGGGCGUGGCAGCAGGCGGCGCACAGUGAAAGUGAGGCCCCCACCGCCCCCCGUAAAGAGAAGGAGGAGCAGGAGGAAGUGGGGCAGGGGGUCGCCCCCCAGGCCCUCCCCAACGUGGAGAAGGACGAUCUGUCCCGCAGGAGAGUCCAAAGCAGGCCCCUCCCCCUCAGAGACCCCCUGCAGACCUUUGUGCAGGCCUCCAUCACCCCGUCCGACCUGGAGAAGUGGCAGCGCCUCAAGAUGACCACCGAGCCCAGUGAGACCCCUCCCCCUGAGACGUCCCACGCCGUCCCCCGUAAAGAGAAGGAGGAGCAGGAGGAAGGGGGGCAGGGGGUCGCCCCCCAGGCCCUCCCCAACGUGGAGAAGGACGAUCUGUCCCGCAGGAGAGUCCAAAGCAGGCCCCUCCCCCUCAGAGACCCCCUGCAGACCUUUGUGCAGGCCUCCAUCACCCCGUCCGACCUGGAGAAGUGGCAGCGCCUCAAGAUGACCACCGAGCCCAGCGAGGAGCCCCCUGUUUGCCAGGCCUGCCUGGAAAAGGGCACCCUGCCCCCCGCCAUCCGGGCCGAGACCGCGGAGCAGGACGACCUGGCGACGCGUCGGGUCCGCGCCCAGCGCAGCAGCGCCCCCGCUGGCCGGCAGCGCUUCGUGCACUUCGGCCCCGUGACCGAGAUGGACCAGAAGUGCUGGGAGAGGCUGAGCAUUGCGCGGCCGGGGCAGGAGGAGGAGGAGGAGUGGGCGGGGCCGGGGAGCGAGGCCCAGACCCUCCGCCGCCUCCUCGCCUCAGCCGCUGUGGCCACGCCCACUAUUGGCCUGAGCUCCCAGCUGACUGAGAGGCCGGCCAGUGCUGGGCUGAGCGACAGGGAGCUGGCCUACCUGCAAGCUGCAGGAGGCGGACCGGACCGAACCUCACCCUACGAGCUGGCCUACCGGGAGAACGAGGCUCUGGACCAGAAGCUGGCCCACUACAGAGAGCGUGAGGAGGAAGAGGAGGAGGACGAAGAGGCUGGAGAGAGGGAGGGAAAGCAGCCUGACCUGGAGAAAGAUGACAUGCUGGCACGAAGGACUGGGGCUUUCCAGAAGCAGAGUGGGGGCCCCUCCUUCAGCAGAUUCCUUCCACAGCCGGUGUCCCACAGGGGGGUCCUGCUAGUUACCCCCAAUACCAGGGCUGAGGCCCUGACAGACACCCCUAAAACCAAGGCUGAGGCCCUGUCAGACACCCCUAAAACCAGGACAGAGGCCCUGUCAGACACCCCUAAAACCAGGACGGAGGCCCUACUAGAUACUCGCAAAACCAAGACAGAGGCGCUGCCAGAUACCCCUAAAACCAAGACAGAGGCCCUGCCAGAUACCCCUAAAACCAAGACAGAGGCCCUGCCAGACACCCACAAAGCCGGGACAGAAGCCCUGCCAGAUGACUCAGAGAGAGAGCCUUUCACGGAUAGCUCUAAAAGUUGGGGGAAGAUGAACACCAGGAGACCCAAAGCCAGACAGGAGCUCAGUGUUGCCACGUCAACGUUUCAUCACCCAGAAACCCAGAACGUAAUGCUGCAUCUCCCAGGACCCCAGAAAACAGAGCAUCAUCACCCAGACACCCAGGAAAUCAAGCGUAAUCACCCGGACCCCCCGAAAUAUGUGGUUGCCUCUGCCGCACCUGUUCCUGGAGUAGCAGAGGUGGUCCACGUGACCGCUGCCUGCCUGGACAGUCCUGACGACCGUGGCGAUGAUGAUGCUGAUUAUAAAGAAGAGGGCCUUCCAGAUUUGGAGAAAGAUGACAUGCAUGCUCGCAGGACCGGAAGGUUCCAGAAAGCGCCAGUCGGCAAUGUUACGUCAACCUUUAACCUUUUCUUACCUGUGCCCGGAUCUGUGAAAUUCAAAUCCACACCUACGCCCGCCUCCAACCCCUUGUCUCCGUCCAUCAGUCCCGCAAAGACAGAGCAAGACACACGCAGGUCAGAGGAAGUGGCUCCUCUUUAAAUUCUGUGUGUUCGUUUGUGGGGCAGCGCAUGUUUCGGUGUGUAUGGGACUGUUGAUGUAAGCAAGUCGUUUCUGUGAUGCAGGUCUCAUUGGCUCUUUAGGUUUCCUUGAACACUGAUUCAACUAAAAGAAUGAACGCUGUUGU